This is a messenger RNA of Gracilinanus agilis (Agile Gracile Mouse Opossum), 714 nucleotides long. It is a transcript of the gene SPMIP2, whose product is annotated as chromosome 6 C4orf45 homolog. The coding region runs from base 1 to 714 and encodes 237 amino acids. The record is from RefSeq and is a predicted model, not a curated record. NCBI's taxonomy places the organism in Eukaryota, Metazoa, Chordata, Mammalia, Didelphimorphia, Didelphidae. The transcript has 6 exons.
AUGGCAGAUUCUUUGUCUUAUAGGGAUCCGAUAUCUUCCACCGUAGGGAGGAGGAUGAUUUUCACAGGUCCUGAUGCUAAAAAAGAUUAUAAACCAAAAAUGCCUUUGCACACUAAAUAUGUUGGGGAAAAGCGUCCAGUAUUAGAAGCAACCACUGACCUCGAUUACUUAUGGAGACCUGCCCCAAACAAGAAUUUUAUAGCAAGAGAGAAACACUUCUAUGUUGGUGAAAUUGGUUGGGGCAUACCAGCAUUGAGUUAUACCAAUGAUUCAAGACUUCAGACAGGUUGGAACAUAAAGCAAGGAGAAUUUAAGAAAGCUGCAGAGCACCAGGUCACUCACCGGUACCAAAAUCCAUGGUACCCUAACCCUCGAAUUCUGGAUCUGCAAGCAGCAAGUCGAUCCAAUCUUGCCUGGAAUAUCGGUGACCAUGAGAAUAUCUCUGAAAGGCAUUCCAAGUGGGCUAAAAUCGUCAGGAACCUGAAGAGCAUGAGAUAUUCUAGCUGCGCAUCGAUACCCAAAGUGGACCAAAAGAUAGCAUUCUCUCAACCAUUAUCAUCUUCUCCAAGUCACUCUGAGUCCCAAGAUCAGUAUCGUCAAACUACUCUGGAUCCCCAGGUGACUAAAGUGUUAGAGAAGAACCUGAAUGCCAUGAAGUCAUGUAAACCAAAGUCUUCUAAAGAAAGGUCCACUUCCAAACCAAACGGGCAGUGA